AUGGUAAGGAUCUACCGCCACAAUCUUUGGCCUGGGGAUUAUCGUUUUGUUCCCUUUUUCCUACAGAAAUUCCUUGUCUUGGCUUUGGCUUUGGUUGGCUGCGUGGCUGCCGAUAGUGGCUACAACUAUGCCGCUCCCGCACCCGCUCCAGUGAGGUCUUAUGUGGCUCCUCAGGUGCAGCAUCAUUUUGCUGCCUCUGCUCCGGCGCCAGUAGCUGCUCCAGCUCCAGCACCCGUGUUCCAGCCAGCAGCAUCUGCACCAGCACCAGUCCGCAGCUACGUGCCUCCAGCACCUGCCGCCUCUGCACCUGUCCAGACCUUCGCUCCGGCUCCGGCUCCUGCUCCUGAGCCAGUUGCUGCUCCCGCUCCAGUCUUCCAGCCAGCUGCUUCUGCUCCAGCUCCCGUCCGCAGCUACGUGCCGCCAGCACCCGUGCAGCAGCAGCAUCGUUUUGCCGCCUCCGCACCCGCACCAGUUGCUGCUCCAGCUCCAGCUCCCGCUCCCGCUCCAGUCUUUCAGCCUGCUGCCUCUGCACCCGCUCCAGUCCGCAGCUAUGCUCCUGAGCCAGCACCAGCCUUCGAGGCUGCUGCCUCUGCCCCAGCGCCAGCUCGCUCCGGCUACGACUACAGCCAGCCCCAGACCCAGACCCAGUCCAGCCAGGGCUACCGCUACAGGACAGUGCGUCGUCGCGUCUUCAGGCACCGUGCUUAA
This is a messenger RNA of Drosophila guanche, 708 nucleotides long. Its product is annotated as skin secretory protein xP2. The record is from RefSeq and is a predicted model, not a curated record. NCBI's taxonomy places the organism in Eukaryota, Metazoa, Arthropoda, Insecta, Diptera, Drosophilidae. The coding region runs from base 1 to 708 and encodes 235 amino acids. The transcript has 2 exons.